AUGUCCCAAACUCGAGCACAGUUAGACGCCCAGAGGAAGCGGCAAGCUCCAGCACCAAAGGAUCAAGGAAUGCGACCUCACGGUGUCGAGAAAUCACACAGGAGCACACCCGGAAAAGUCACUCAUCGCGGGCGACCUGUACCCAAGAUCCACCCACAUCCAUCGCAGGCAAACAUCGACCCAGGAGUAUGCCAAUUCCAUCCUACCCGCGAUGCCAUGCUAAUAUCUCUUUCACAGGAUUCACCACCGCCUCUCCGACGUAGAGACAGAAAGCGAUCGCACAUGGUUGAAUAUUCUGAGCACGGUCUUGACGGAUCCCCUCGGAAGCGGCAACGAACAUCCGUUCCACAACCUGCUGCUAAAGAUAUCUUCAGACAACAGCCGGUCAGCGGCGACGUCGACGAUUUGGUAGGCGUCGAAUUCUGGACGAGGGAAGGACACUGGCCACCAGAAUAUUUCGAGCCGAGCACUAUGGAGCAAGUACUCGCGAGGAAGCGAUCGUCGCCAUCUCUUCGCCGUAAGCGAUCGGGAUCGGGCAUCACUGCAUCUAGCGCUGUCACACCAAGCGAUCAGAAGCCGAGGGCGGAAAUGAGCGAAGGGCACCGCCUUUGCCACGACCUCCUCGACGGCGAACAGACGUUUCCCAAUGAGUCGAUAUUCGACGAUGAUGUGUUCAAGGACGCCUGCCAGAACCUGCAGAGACAGAAUGAAGCUAGAGUCCUUCAAGACAUUUCUCGGCUGAUCGUCCCUUCGGCGGAAACGCUUGGACUCCGCGCCAAGAACCUUAAACACAUCACCGAGAGCGUCAACGAGGGCUGGAACAACUCUAUCCCUCUAACCGGAACUCGUCCACAGCCCGACUACUCUGUGGGAUUCAGGCGCGAGGCGUUUACAGAUGAUCAGCUCCACAAGCUCUCGCCGUUCAUUGGCGACUGGUUAUCUGGAGACCUAUCAUACUUCAUGGCCACGUACUCUAUGUACUUUCCGUUCCUAGCGUGUGAAGUGGAGUGCGGCGACGCGGCGCUCGACCUCGUAGAUCACCAGAAUGCCCAUAGUAUGACCCUCGUAGUACGAGCCGUCGUUGAGCUCUUCCGCCUCGUGAACCGGGGGAAGGAGCUCCACCGUCAAAUCCUCGCCUUCUCUAUCUCUCACGAUCACCGAUCUGUACGGAUCUACGGUUACUACCCUGUGAUAUACAGGAAGAAUACAAAGUAUUAUCGCCACCCGAUCCGUACGUUUGACUUCACGGAACUGGACGGCAAGGAGAAGUGGACAGCAUACCGCUUUACGAAGAAUGUCUACGACAAGUGGAUGCCUGCACCACUUGAGAGGAUCCGCUCGGCCAUCGACCAGUUACCGUCUGAGUUACCGUCUGAGUUAGAUUUUGACGUAUCCUCGCUCCCCGAGGAAACCAGUCUUUCCCAAGACCUCGAAAGCCAUCCGUUAUCGCAGUCCAAUGCUAACUCCGCAUCAGCGCCGAAAGGUGACGAUAGUGAGUCGAGCGUUGCGGGUAAGCGAGGGGCCACUCCAGAUACCUCAUUCAAAGGGUCAAGAACCUCAAAGAGGCCGAAGAAACUACAUGGCACGAGAUAG
Messenger RNA from Eremomyces bilateralis CBS 781.70, 1593 nucleotides. RefSeq lists its product as uncharacterized. Lineage: Eukaryota; Fungi; Ascomycota; Dothideomycetes; Eremomycetales; Eremomycetaceae. The coding region runs from base 1 to 1593 and encodes 530 amino acids. The record is from RefSeq and is a predicted model, not a curated record. The transcript has 4 exons.